AUGGAACCAAGAUUAUUAAAUUGGAAUAUUUCGGGUGGUAUACAAAAAGUAUACUUUACGAAUUAUAGCAAUGAACGACGAGCUAUCAAGGUGAAAUGCUCCGACAAUUAUUUGUAUCGUGUCAGUCGUGUAUUUACUUUUAUUGAGCCAGGUGAAAUGAUUGGUAUUGAUAUUGUUCGUCAGAAUGGUGGUGCAAAGCCUGAUAAAAUGAUUUUCCUCUGGACUAAAGCAGAAACGAGUGAUAAUAAUGCUUCAAAGUUAUUCAACAAAGUUUCAACUUAUCCGAUGCUUGUGCUACCUCUUACAGUUAACAAUCCUACGGAUUAA
Acanthocheilonema viteae is the source of this 327-nucleotide messenger RNA. The record is from the annotation of a GenBank genome assembly. NCBI's taxonomy places the organism in Eukaryota, Metazoa, Nematoda, Chromadorea, Rhabditida, Onchocercidae.